Messenger RNA from Poecilia latipinna (sailfin molly), 6416 nucleotides. Its product is annotated as sprouty-related, EVH1 domain-containing protein 2-like. The record is from RefSeq and is a predicted model, not a curated record. Gene Ontology annotation, molecular function: protein kinase binding. The coding region runs from base 634 to 2031 and encodes 465 amino acids. The transcript is spliced from 6 exons. NCBI's taxonomy places the organism in Eukaryota, Metazoa, Chordata, Actinopteri, Cyprinodontiformes, Poeciliidae. Gene Ontology annotation, cellular component: membrane. Gene Ontology annotation, biological process: negative regulation of MAPK cascade; multicellular organism development.
CCUCCCCCCGGCGUCGUUGGAGCAGCUCAGCCGCCUGCAAUCCAACAUGGAGUAGUGAGAGAUGGGGCUCUAGCGGGGCCACCCCUCGGCAACAGCAGCGAAGACGCGCUUCUUUUUUUUACGCACAACUGGAAGCGGAGUCGUCGGUGAAAACAUGCGCCUUAGGACUUAAAAAACGGAGCGUGUGUGAGAGGGAGUGAGCGAGCGAGUUUGCGCGCGCGCGUGCGCGUGUGUGUCUGUGUGUGUGUGUGUUUGGGGAAGGUGGGGGGGUUAGAGAGAAUCAAGAGCUGGAUUCGGCAACCGAAAUUGCCAGUGCAGCCUGCGUUUAUCCACUGAUUGGGUAUUAAAGUUCCAGACGGAGAAGAGGAGGUCCUUUAUUUUUUUCUUCUUCUUCUUCUUCUUCUUCUUCUUCUUUUGCGAUCCAGAAGAAAACAGUGUGGCUUCAGUGGAGGAAAGAAGGAGAGGGAGAAUUUCAGGAAAAAAGGGACUGUCGAGGGCAAAGCCUGAGAGCCGACACUCGCACAAAGGCGCAAGGGGGAUUUAUGCGGAAUUGGACACAGGAUCGGAGGUGAAAGAAUGACGAGUGAAAAGUAUGCAACCGCCGUGGUACAUUACCUGAGGUGAAACGAAAAAAUGAUAGAGGAAACACACCCAAACGAUGACAGCUACAUCGUGCGUGUGAAAGCGGUGGUGAUGACGCGGGACGACUCAAGCGGCGGCUGGCUGGCUCAGGAUGGGGGGGCCCUCACCCGGGUGGGCGUCUGUCGCCUCCUUCCUACAGAGGUGACAAAUCUCUCCGGCUCCAGCAGUUCCCAGUUCGUCAUCCGGGGGGAACGGCUGCGUGACAAACAGGUGAUCCUGGACUGUCCGCUGAGGAAGGACAUAGUGUACACCAUCGCAAUGCCGACAUUUCACCACUGGAAGGUGGAGGACAGGCGGUGCGGCCUGUCGUUCCAGUGUCCAGCUGAUGCCAGAGCCUUCGACAGAGGGGUGCACAAAGCAAUUGAAGACCUGGCUGAAGGCUCCACGACUUCCUCUACGGCACUCCAGAACGAGGGAGAAUUGGGGGACGACGAUGUUUUCACUAACGCCACAGACAGCUCAUCCAACUCCUCUCAGAAAUUGGACAGCUCCCUGCCGCCGCUCGAGUCCUCGCCCCUUCCUCAGAGACAUAAGUGCACGCCAGGACAUCGACAUGACUUGCAUGAUGCCUACCGCCUCACAGACCACUACUACUUGGACCAGCCAUUGUCUCGGAUUCCUCGACACGUCACCUUCGAGGAUGAGGAAAUUGUCCGAAUCAACCCCCGGGAGCGCAGCUGGGAGCGAAGCACAGAACGCUACCUUGGACGCCAGGCAGAUCGCUCCUUGAACACGGGCUAUGAGGACUACCGACACGCCAUUGUGCGUGAUCGAUACAUCCACCCGGAUGAGACAGAGUCCUAUGUACACUUCGACAAAACAGAGGCGCAGAAGCACGACUAUACCUACCCUCUGGCACCUUCCUUGUCGCCCUCAGACUCUGACCCUGCUCUAGGAUCCUUGAACUCUAAGGGUCACAGCGGCUCCUACCACCAGCCCUUCUCUUCGGUCGUCUCCAGCCAGCCUCGGUCAUUUUUCACGAGCUCUUCCCCGUCCUCCAAUGGAAGGAAGGGGCGGAAGGACAAAGGGUUGGAGCGUGCUCAGUGCGAGCACUGCGGCGAGGCCUUCUACCUCUCCGAAAAUCGGAGAGGACGGUGCCAGGACGCCCCAGAUCCCCUGCGAGUGUGCAUCCGACGGGUUAGCUGCAUGUGGCUGGCAGACACCAUGCUCUACCACUGCAUGUCUGACCCAGAGGGAGAGUACUCAGACCCCUGCUCCUGCGACGGAGGCGAGGGUAGUGGCGGGGGCCGACUUGGCACCCGCUGGUUGGCUUUGCUAGGCUUGUCCGCAGUGGCGCCGUGCCUCUGCCUCUACCCGCCCCUCCACGCCUGCCACCGGGUGGGGCUCACAUGCGGCUGCUGCGGAGGCCGACACAAGGCCCAGAGCUGAGAUGUCGUACUUGGAAUCCUCUCAGAGGAAACAUUGAAAAAAAAAAAAAAAAAAAAACUUAACCCAACGCAAGCACAGGGAAAAGGACGGAUGGGGAAAAAGCUCAAAGAGGAGGAACAAGUGGUCGCGGCCGUUCGCUCUCUUGCCUUGGUUUUUCUGGGUUUCUCUACAAAUUCCAGACACUGAAAUAAGCCAAAUAAGAAAAAAAAAACUGUUGGUGCAUUUUGUGAACAGCCUGGGAAGAUAAGCUCCCCCUUAUGGCAGACAGUUCUUUCAGCUCUCCAUGUGGCCAUUUCAUGCUCUGUUUCUAAAGAGAGCAGUCUUUUUCAGGGGGCCUUUUUUAUAGCCAACCUAUACGUCAUGUAUCACAUAUGCAGGUACUUUAUAUUGUUAUAUUUGUACAUUGACUUGGCCUCAAAGAACUUGAAUUCUUUGUUGUAUUUUUUUUCUUCCUUUAAUGUCUCUGUGGCCAUAUUGUUUAUUUUCUAUUCAAACAUCAGGCCCGCUCAGUUCAACAGAAAUCAGACACUACACCUCUUUGGGAAUGUGUGUGUGUGCGCACGCGCGUAUGUAUGUGUUUAUAUGAGUGUAAGUUGAGGCAUUUUGUUGUCUUUACUGCAGCUUAUAGUAAAGCUAAUGUAUAUACUCUUCAUAGUUCUCUGCAGACAUCUUUCCUCGCUCAAACAAAUGCGGUACAAAUCUUAAAGGCACAGUUUAGAUUUUUGAAGCAAGGUUCUGUGAAGGUAUUAUCAGCACCAGGUCCCUUUCUUGUGAGCAGACAGACGUCUUAUCACAGUGAGUUUGUAGAAACGUCAGUAAAUCCUCACAUGGACUCCCCGUUAUAUCUGACUUGGGCGGUUUAGCUAAAAACGUUUGUGGAAAUAUGACACUACAGUUGCGGAUAUCGAUCGUCUACACUUUUGCAAGAGGCCGUUGAGAGGUUUGUCACUUUUCUCCACCGAACAAUGUCAACGUUACUAGGAGAAGUUGUGCUGUCGGAAUUAUUUCUAAACAACUUACAAGACCUGGAAAAGCACAGGAAUGCAAAAAAAGACAGCCUGUCACAAAAUUCAACAGUUCACUCCCCUUUUGGUGGACUCGAGAUUAUACUGACAUAAUGCAGCUGUAGUGUUAUGGAACCUUGGAAAUAAGACUUUUUGCAUAUUCACAGAUGAACAUGCACGUUCAUGACUGUAGACUAAAAAUAGUCUUGACUGAAUCUUCAGGACAGCUUCUAGAGUCCUAAAUGUGAAAGAAUUGAGAUGCAUUUCACUACAUGACAAAUAAUGACCUUUAAAGUAGAAAUGUUUUCUUCUAGUUUAUUAUUUGGUCAGGUUUUUAUAUGAAUGCCUUUGUUUAUAAUCAAACACUUCAGAGACUUUAGAUUACACUUCUGCUUCCAACCAGCAGUGUGUCUUACCGUUAGUUAUUGAAUUUUUUCCUUGCUAGCAUAAACAUUAAGGUUUGAUAUCAUGGUAGAGUUACACAUUUUAAAAUGGCUAUCUAAUGUAAAUUGGCACACUUUCCAAAAUUCACUGUCAAAGAUGAAAUCAGAACCAGUAAGAGACUCUGGAAGGUUGGAAUCAGUGAAGCUUGUUUUUAGCUAGUGGUCUCCACCAACUUAAAUUUGUAUCAUAUCACAAAUAUUUGACUGAGAAAAUGGCAACAACUCAACAAUGAUGUCUUGUGAUCUCCAUGAAUAUGGAACAGUCGAAGUUAGUUAUUUUAAAAUCAGCUUAAGCUGAGCUAGCUAGCUAGCUGUUAAAGGUCUUCAGCUCUGACGAUUUCAGCAUUUUCUACAGACUCGCUGCAAUGUGACAUCUUUCUAGUACAGCUAAGGGAAUUAUUAGCGAUAACACCUUAACAGAAUCUCUCUUCAGUGAAUGUAAUCUAUCCUUUUAAUACUCUUAAGAUAUUCCAAAGAUUUAUGUUUUUUUUUUAAAUCCUAUUUAUUUACUCAUCACCUACCCUUAGAAGUGUAAUUCAACGUUGCCUCAAGUAAUGCUACGAUAAUCUAGCAUCCCUUCAUCUUUCUAAUGACUUUAAAACAGUGCCUAGAAAUUCCUGUAACCAGGUCACCCACUGAGUCUUACAAUUCCAGUCAGCUCAUUUUGUUCAGCAAAUCAAGAACCUCCAUCCAGAAAUCAAGAUUUUUUAUAUUUUUUUUUUGGUCAAACACUGAAAUAAUAAUAAUCGCCUACCAUUUAACCAUUUGUGCCCAUAUGCCUUAAAAUGUGGAGUCUCGGUCUAAACUUCACUUCUCUCUUUAAAGAUGUCUGCAACAAUCAAACUAUUCAACUGGACGUGAUUUAAACUAUUUUUGUAACAAGAAAUUUCAAGGAAAUUUGGAGAAAAAAAAAGUUCUCACUACAUAUAUAAGCUAUGGACUCUAGUUUGCCUGCGAUAUACAAUCACCACACCCUUUAUUUUUUGUAUUUUUUAUUUAUUUUUUUUUUUACCAUCAAAUCCCAAACUUUCUCACUGGUCACAUAUGGAACAGCACAGGCCUGACGAAUUGUACUGUAUCUUACCAAAAAUAGACCCUUUAUAAGCUCCCUGGAAGGAAAAAAAAGACUUAUCACUAUCACUAAAAUUAACCCAAAAAUCAAAUGGCUUUUAUUUUAAAGAGAAAACCAAAAGUGAGUCAUACUUCUGCUUAAAUUGAAUACCGUGUUGAUAAUUGGUACUUUAAUUUUGAUGCAUAUCCACAAUAUAAAAUAAACACCACCUACAUUUAGCAGUAGUUUCAAAGCAAACGUGCAGAUAAUAUUAAACCUUUAUGCUCUUCUGCUCUUUGAGUUACACAAGUGGAACAAGUUCAUAUUUCAUGGUUAGCUUGGAAGCUAGCCUGCAGUCUGCUGCUGUACAGAUAUCCAGCUCAUAGCAUGUUCUUUGUGACUGUGAAUAUUUCCUCAUAGUUACAUUUUCUUCAGGCAAAAUACAUAGCAGCCUUCUUUCAGAUAGCUGGCUAACACUGCUCGGCAAAUGACACAUUUCUAGUCACUCUGACACUUUCUCCGGCAUCUCAAUAAACAAAGUUUACACUUUAGGAAAAGUAUGGCAGAAGAUCUGUGCCCUUUUGAAAUGGUAUCUUUUUAAAGAAGUGGUAUUCGUUCAUGACCAGCCCGUGCCUACUCGUGACCCAAAGGAUCUGCUGAAUACACGAAUAGGUCAGUUAGCACAUAACAUAAUUGUAUUUCUUUUCUAUAUUAUUUUAUUCUAAUAUUUUAAGGCUCUUUAAAAUCCACCUAUUCCUCCAAAAUCUAAACAGAAAAAAAAGAAGUGAGUGUUUUAUAUGACCAUGCCAUUUGUUGCAAAGGUAAAAUGACUUCCAGGAGUUUCAGAAUAAAACGCAUAACCCCCCCCCCUCCCCCACCCUUGAUUUAUUCAACUUAUUCACUCUUAAUUAUAAAGCAACUUGGUUUAUCGCCGAAAGUCAGUCUGUCCGUCUCGGGCUUUAAAAGUUGUUGUGAACAUGAGAAACAAACUUGCUGAAACCACAUGUGACCAGUGUGUGCUAUUAAUCUCUGCCCUAAAUCGUCCCCUCAACCCUCAGCCCUCAACCCGCCCUCAUGCCAGAUUUGGCUCAGCAACAGAAGCGUGGCUUUGACUGUGACUGACUGGAAAAGAAAUGGUUAAAGUUUAUGUAAAAGGGGGGAGGUGGGGAUGGCGAGCGCUUUGAAUUUUACAGCAAAUGCAGAAAGAAAAAAAAAAAAGUGGGAACGUUGUCCCACCUGCUGUUUUACUGUCUCUUUAGCCCUUGGCCUCUGUGAUGGCAACGUCUGGAACGUGACGGGGAACACAAUAAGCCGUUUAAAGAUGAAACGAGGCAGGAUGUCAGUAGGAAUCCCUCGGAGAGCACAAAGUAUAAAAAAGACGUCUGCGAUUCUAAAAAACAAGCAUUCAGCCGUCAUUGUUUUGCCAAGGAAAUGUCCUUUUACUGUAGCUGAAAAGUGUUUAAGGAUGUCCUCUUUCCCCCCCUGGUUGUAUCUGUUCGACACAUCCUGUCCCCUGUACCCACUUGUGUGUCACUGUAUGAAUGCCUGUGUGUGUGUGUGUGUGUGUGUGUGUGUGUGUGUGUGUGUGUGUGCGUGUGUGUGUUUACAUGGCAUCCUCUCCAGCCUCUCCAUCCUGUUCCUUGAUCCAAAGAUACUGGGAUCAGCUUGCAGUCUGGCUCUGUUCUACUAAUUUUGGAUCCAUUAACGACGAUGCAUCAGGGACUGGGCCAAUCCAUUCAGAAAGUGUGUUGUUUUCUUCUGUUUUGUUUUUUUUUACAUUGAUCUCACAUGUCAGAGCCAUUAACAAAGUGCCUGAACACAUCCACCUUAUCUUGUGUAUUUAAAUUGAAAUCAACAAAAAGAAUUGGUAAAAAAAAAAAAACAACA